AUGUCCCAAGCUUCUGUGUCGGCCAUAAGUACAAAAGAAAAUACUCCAAAUCUGGAGACUGAUGCAUCUAAAGAUGAUUCUAAAAUAAAAGCUCAAGAAAAUGCAAAGAAACCUGUUAUACCUUGGCAGAAUAACCAUAAAAGUGUAGAAGUUAAGACAUUUUCAGGAUAUACUUUAAAAUUGAAAGGUUGGGUUAGAAAAGAUGUGGUAGAGAAAUAUCAGAAACAAAGUAUAGAAAGUGUUUUAAAAGAAAAAGAAGAACAGAAAAGAGAGCAGGAACAAGAGCAACAAAAGGCUGAGGAAGAGGAUCAAGCAGAUGCAAAGGGGACAACUGAACAAAACCAAAACCACAGGGAGGAAAACUAG
Messenger RNA from Tetrapisispora phaffii CBS 4417, 366 nucleotides. It is a transcript of the gene IES4, whose product is annotated as Ies4p. The transcript has a single exon. Bases 1 to 366 code for a protein of 121 amino acids. The record is from RefSeq and is a predicted model, not a curated record. NCBI's taxonomy places the organism in Eukaryota, Fungi, Ascomycota, Saccharomycetes, Saccharomycetales, Saccharomycetaceae.